AUGGAAAAGCUCUACACAUCUCCUCCCUCAAUAUUUCUUUUGUCUAUCUCACCUUCCUUUCUCUUCCUCCUCCUUCCUUUGUGUCAACUCAUUCUUCUUUUUAUCUUCCUCUUCCUUUAUUCACUUCCUCGUCGUCUUUCUUUCGCACACCCUCCUUUUUUUUCUUUUUUUCUUUCUCUUUAUCACUAUUUUCGCUUGAUUUUAUUUUGUCGACCUCAUAUUUCGUUCUGUCUUUUCUCCUUCUCUCUUUUUCGUUCUAUCUUUCAUCUACUUCAGUAUUUCCACUUCUUUCGAUCGACCUGUUUCUCUCCUUCCUCAGUCUUUUUCUCGUCUUUUUCCUCUUUCUAUCGCCCCCUUCCUUUAUCCUAUUGCUCCUUUUCUUUCUUUCAUACACUCUCAUCUUUCUUUCUUUCUUUGUUUCUUUGUUUCUUUCUUUCUUUUUUCUUUCUUUCUUUUUUUUUUCGCUUUGAUUUCGUUUUGUCUACAACUUAUUUCUUUCUCUCCUUCUUUCUCUUCUCCCCCUCUCUCAUAAUUCACUCUACUAUCCUCCUCCCUCAACAUUACUUCUUCUUUCUAUCACCUUUUCCGUUCUCCUCCUCCUCUUUCUACUUGCCAUAUCGUUCUUCUUUCUGUCGCCUCCUUCCUUUAACCUCUUCCUCAUCCUUCUCUUUCUUUCACACACUCUCUUUUACUUUGUUCUUUCUUUCUUUUUUUCUUUCUUUCUGUUCGCUUCGAUUUCGUUUUGUCGGCAUUUUAUUUCGUUCUCGCUUUUUCUAUCUUCUCCCUCUCUUCCCCUAA
Acanthosepion pharaonis is the source of this 798-nucleotide messenger RNA. Lineage: Eukaryota; Metazoa; Mollusca; Cephalopoda; Sepiida; Sepiidae. The record is from the annotation of a GenBank genome assembly.